Rotaria sp. Silwood2 is the source of this 465-nucleotide messenger RNA. The record is from the annotation of a GenBank genome assembly. NCBI's taxonomy places the organism in Eukaryota, Metazoa, Rotifera, Eurotatoria, Philodinida, Philodinidae.
AUGAGUAAAAAACUUAACAAAGAUAAAUUAAGUAGUUCUGAUCAUAAUCGUGCUUCACUAUCUAUAUCACCAAUACCAUUAAAUCAAGAAAUUUUACCACUAACUGGUAUUGAACAAGAAACAUUCAUUCAACAAGCUCUUAGUGAUAUAAAACGUAGAAAUGAUUUAAUGAAAACUAUAUCAAGUAUUUAUAAUUUUGAACCAAUUUAUAUUGAAUUAAUGAAAGAAGAUAAUGUUGAGGAAGAAAUUGUUGUUGAUUUAUUUGAAAGUGAUCAUAAAAAAGAUCUUGGUAAUAAAAGUAAAUAUGAUUCAGUUGUAUUAUUCGAUGAAAAUAUUCUUGUACCUGGAAAACCAGAUGUUACUCUUUCAUAUAAAUCUAAAACAUAUCGUUUUGCUAAUGAAGAUAAUCAAAGUUUAUAUUCUUACAAGCACCAUUUAAAUAUCUACCAAUUAACAAACCACUAA